GAGAGAGGAAGAAGAGUCACUCAUCUUUUCCUACCUUUUGCUUUCUCCCUCUCUCUCUCUCAUCUUCUUGCUUUUCUUUUCUUUCCCUCGCUGGAUUUCUGACCUAAUUGUCUGAUCAUCAAUCAACACCACCAUCUCCCUCUCCUUCUUUUAGUUUCUUCCUAAUUCCUCAUCCAAUUACCAAGCAUCAGUUUGUAUAAUAAAGGUCAAAUCUUUUUUUUAAUUAUUAUUAUUAUUAAGAAGAGAGAUCAGAAGAAGAAGAAGAUGACUCCUCCAUCAAAUGUGUCGGCGGCGGCGGCGGCGGGAGGGCAAUUUGGGGAUACAACAUACACCAAGGUGUUUGUUGGAGGGUUGGCUUGGGAAACCCAAAAGGACACAAUGAAGAACUACUUUGAACAAUUUGGUGAUAUCUUGGAAGCUGUUGUCAUCACCGAUAAGGCCACCGGUAGAUCCAAAGGCUAUGGAUUUGUAACUUUUCGAGAACCAGACGCAGCCAUGAGGGCUUGCGUUGAUGCAGCUCCGGUGAUAGAUGGGAGGAGGGCCAACUGUAAUUUGGCUUCUUUGGGUCUUCAAAGAUCUAAACCUUCAACCCCAAAACAUGGAAGUGGAGGAGGAGGAAGGAAUAACAUGAGGGGUGCAAUGGGAACAUUUCAGACGGCGUUUGGAGGAGGAGGAACGGCGGCGGCGGCGGCUGCUUAUGCGUCGGCGACGGCGUUCACUCCAGCUCAUUAUGCUAUCCAGCAAGGGAUACCUUACAAUCUUUAUGGGUAUUCCACAUAUUCGUCUGACUACUCUUAUCCCACGGGAUACUAUGGUGUUUAUGGAGGCGCCGCCACUCAAUAUCCGAUAUACGGCGCCGGCGGCGGAGGGAUGGCGGCAGCUGCAGCCUACUACCCAUUUCUGAACUUCGGUGAAGGAAACGGCGCCGGAGCUCCGGCUACUGGAUACGCCGCAGCCGGUGGACAGGGGUACGGCCUUCAAUACCCACAUCAGCUGUUUCAAUACUCUGCCUUGAACUCAUCUAGUGCCGCCGGCGGCUACCCUCAUCAUCACUACGGCGCUCCAAUGUCACUUGCACCCAACGCUCCUCUGCACUCAGUUUGUUUUGCUGUGCCACAGGCGUGACAAUGGCGAUGGCCGCCGUUCAAGCACCAAUCCCUCAUCGUUAAAAAGAUCUCUCUCUUUUUUUUUUCAUUUUCCAGAAGCAUCCAAAGACCUGUGGCCUUAUCAUGGUUCUGUUUCUCUCUAUCUAUCUUCUAUCUAAAGGGCAGAAGCUCUUCAUAUCAUCAUGUCAGCUAAAAUUGUUUCUCUUGAAAAAGGAAUGGAUCCUGAUUAAAGAGAAUCAAUUUAUAAGCAAAACUUAUAAGCUUUAUCUGCAUAUGGAACCAAUUACAAGCUCAAUGUGGAUCAAGAGCUUUAUAAAUUGGUGAUCAUUUCAUCUUCAUCUUCAUAUCAUACAUCAUCCAUCAUCCAUCAUCCAUCAUCCCAACUAACUUACAACAGCCCUUUUUUUUGGAAAAGAAAGGGCUAACUUCAUCAUAUCUAGCUAGUUAGGUAAUUUAGGUUAUAAUUAGCCAAGGCCAAAAGGAGAAAAAAAAAUGGCUAAUUUUUAUUCUAUGAUCCAUUUUUACAAGGGCCUUUCAAGAAAAUGUAAAUUAUGAAAAAUGGGUCCCUUCAACUUUCAAAUUGGCUAAUCCCCACCUUCUUUCCAAACUUUUUUUUUUUGGUUGAUAAAUUACCUCUAUGGGUAGAGGUAGCUUUAGCAAAUCUUGGGGGCACUGGAUACAUCCAUUGUAAGUACUUGUGCUCUUUUUUCUUUCUUUUUUUUGGGUGGAAACACUUCUCCGUGGGCAAGGGGAAGAAGAUCGAUCAAUGGAUUGAUCAAUCAAUGAAACUGACGUAGAUUCGUUAUUUUUUAAUUUUUCCAACAUUUUUGGGGGCUAAACUCUUGGGAGUUGUAGCCUGUUCAUCAUCACCUUUAAACAUAAAAGCUGUGAGCAUUUAGUGGCAUCUAGUGUACGUAGUUCCACUGACAGUAGUUUUGAGAGCUUCCAUGAAUGGCUCUGGAGCUCAAAAUAUUGCAUCAAAGAAGACAAUCCUUAGGGAGAUAUUUUGGGACUUCCCUUUGGAUUCUCUUCUAUUCACUCUUCUUCUAACCUACUUCAUAUAAUCAACCAUGGUUAGGACUCAGGUCUUCAUCUCUCUCUCUACAACUUCUUCUUCUUCUUCUUCUUGCUUCAAGAUGGAACUUGAUAUAUGUACUAAGUAUUUGCUUUGGAUUGUAACUGCUUAAUUAAUUAUUAGAACUACUUAUUUCCCUUUUCUCUUCCUAUGGUGGAUUGAGAAUAUUGGGUACUGGAUACUGCUGUUAUUUUCAUCAUGUUACUUAUUCAAUGACUGAUCUGCUUAUGUUUAUAUAUAUUAUAAUUAGUACUAAUAUGUUCUGU
This is a messenger RNA of Impatiens glandulifera, 2447 nucleotides long. Its product is annotated as RNA-binding protein 24. Gene Ontology annotation, molecular function: RNA binding. Lineage: Eukaryota; Viridiplantae; Streptophyta; Magnoliopsida; Ericales; Balsaminaceae. The record is from RefSeq and is a predicted model, not a curated record. Bases 265 to 1125 code for a protein of 286 amino acids. The transcript is spliced from 6 exons.